AUGCCCGACGUCGUAGACGCGGAGAAGCUGCUGAAGGCAGCGGGACCCGGGGUGUCCAAGCACUUGAAGGAGCUUCUGAAGAAGAUCGCAGGCCACCCAUCGGCGGACAAAGCGUACGAUAAAGUUUCGUCUCUUUGCGUGCUCUCGCUCUGCAUAAUGUGAAGGACUAGAUGUUCUUGUUCAGUUCUUGGCUUUAGUAGAGGACUCGCCCUGCUAAAAAAAGGCUAAGCCUCUGCACGUUUCUAUUUUCUCUUGCAGGUUCCAUGCACUUGAGGUGUACUCAAGAAAUCUGAAGCUCGCGCCACCGAAGGCCAAAUCAGCUUACGACCACACCCUCACAGAGGAGGAGAUUGCCUCGAAGCUCAAAGAUGUUGACUCCGUCAAGAAAGUCGCCUCGGACCCGAAAGACGAUGAGGGCGCGCUUCUGCGUAUAAUUAUGCAAAAUUUAGCGUUUUGGUGUUGUCGGUUUUUCUCCUGGUUCGAUAGGUAGACUGCUUUUGUGUACUAGCGUUUAUUGAAGUGUCUAAUAUAUAUGGUGUCUCGACGAGAACGAAAUUCAAAUUUCCAUUCUUACAGCAAUCUGCGCCCUGCCAAACUUUUUGGAGGAGAAUGACGUGCUGACAUGGGCGGGAGUCGGGUUUUCAUCAGGAAAGGCCAAUGCCGUUAUGAACAGUCUCAGGCACUUUGCCGCAACAACAGAGGGGUUGAAAAAGGUACGAAUUUCCCCUGAUCCAUCUCUUUUAAUUCCAAGUCGCGGCGCAAUGUUUGGAUGGUGCCAAUUCAAAAAAAAUGCAUCGAUAAAUGAUUACAGGUGCGAUUCUGGGGUAAGAUUUGCGGUUCCGGCGCUGAUUACUACAUUGCAGAGGGGCAGUUGGAUGCCGCUGGGGAGGAGGAUCCAGAAAAUCCAGGCUUUGAGCCACUCGGGAGUGGGUCAAACAUGUUCGCAUACUGGGUAUAGUUUAGCUUCCGGUUUGAAAAUCUUUUGACGAGCCAUUUCAUAGUUCAUGUCUUAUUUGUAGGUACUAGUACUUCUUGAGUCAUAUACAUAUUGCGAUCGUGCAAGGAUAAGAAAAUCACACAAAAAAAUUAUCCAAAACUCACUCCCCAGGUGACCAACUCAGUAACAACGCCGAACUGGGUAUGGAGAGAAAAAAGUUUGUCACAGUCACUAACUUGCAGGUUUUGCAUUACAAAUUUUCUCAGCAUCACAAACUUUCCUUGUAUUGCAGAAACACUAGGGAAAUCCCUAAUGAAGUUUGGCUGUGAUGCAUUUUUACGCAUGACAAACAAUUUUGUAUUGCAAGAAUGCGCAUGAGUGAUCGUGACGAACUUUUUUUCUUUGAUACUGGGUGCGAUUACCCGACGCCACCCCGGAGAGCAUCGUUGCCGCACGAGGAUUGAAGAAAAUUUUCACCGGCGACCUCGAGGCCCCUAUCCAAUGCAAAAAUGUCUGGGUCUGGAAACUUGUAAUGCUGCGUUGGGAACAGUGAAUGCUCUGUAAUGCACCACCAAGCAUGAGAAAUAUCUGCGCUUCUUUGUGUUGCGUUUUUCGCAUGACAAACUGCGUUUUUGCAUGACAGGCGAAAGGGUCUCUUCUUGGACACGCAUCACAAACUUUUUGGUCAUGCCCGACAAGCAUGACAAAACUCGCAAUCUUCCAGACCCAGACAUUUUUGCAUUUGAUAGCCCCAGUCGUCACGGUCCCCUACUUCGCCGCGCCGGAAAAACUCCUCUUGCGCGCCCAGAUCGCAAGAAUUACCGCGGAUACCGUCCUGAACGUAAAGGGGUACUUGACCGUCAGCGAGGACGACGGCAGCAUCGCAGAAGCCGAGGAGUUCGUCUUUCCCGAUCAGAGCACACUGCUCAAGCCAGAGGGCUGGAUGCACUGUACUGAGUGAUGAAGACCUUUGACGUAGUAGUUUACGAACUUGUUCUGCGUUUCAGUUCGUGACAUCAAAUUUCGUGCGAGGACCUCACAAGGCUAUUCAAUUAGCGAGAAUGAUCUAAUGCAAAAACCGAAUCAGGCGUGCCGCACAUCCUCCGCACGGGUCGCUGCUCCUACAUGGAGAUCGAUGCCGAGGCGGAGCCAGAGGCGUUCGCUGCUCAGGAAGCCAAGAAAGCGUCGGACCCCGUGCAGGAACAGCUCCGUGGCGUCAAGUCAAAGGAUUGGGCCUUCCGCUCGCAUGCCGGCGCAGUCGUCAGCUGUCGCUCCUCCAAGUUUCCCGGUGCCUUCUGCGUCUCCAAGGGAUCGGCGUUUGUGAACAUGUACUGAUAGAAGAUUUUUUUCGGCUCGAGUGAACUUGUUUUUUCCUUCUAUUUUCAUCCAAAUCAACGAGAAUCUAUCAUGCAACACUUGUCGAAACCCAACGCCUGCAUUCUUGCAAACAGCUACGUCGGCUAUGGGUUGAAGAGGAGCACGAACUUCUUUUACUGUGCGCCCCCCGCCGUGUUGAACGAACCGGAGGACUUACCGGAGUGCAGCGAGCCCACACCCGCGGGUGGUCAACCGGCGCCGCCGGCGGACGAGUAGGUACUGAAAAAAGAAGAGAGGCCUUGUACUAUGAUGUCACAAUGAUAUACCAGUUUUCAUUAACACUAACUCUAACUAACAGACCCGAGAUUCAACAACUCACAAACAGAGAAAGUUAGUUGAUCAAGCUAACACUAACAAGAGCGAAUCGAACUUGGAUACAGUUAUCUUCAGACAGAAGCAAAAAAUUAGAAAUCUGUGUACACAAAGCAGGCAGAUUCACAAACUAUGGUUACUUAUUCAAAAUGAAACGGUUCACUACCUUCGUCGCACAGACUGAAAAUUUCCUAUGACCUCUCUGAAGAUGAAUACCUCGAAACGACUUGAAACUAUGUCGACAUUGUAACACCGAAAUCGUGGAGACCGCCGAAAUUUAUGUCAACAGUUUUGCGUGGAGCCAAUUGCAGACGCGCAAGGUUCUGCGGUUUC
Amoebophrya sp. A120 is the source of this 2959-nucleotide messenger RNA. The record is from the annotation of a GenBank genome assembly. NCBI's taxonomy places the organism in Eukaryota, Dinophyceae, Syndiniales, Amoebophryaceae.